Molecule: messenger RNA, 933 nt
Organism: Coffea eugenioides
Lineage: Eukaryota; Viridiplantae; Streptophyta; Magnoliopsida; Gentianales; Rubiaceae
Product: photosystem II repair protein PSB27-H1, chloroplastic
Exons: 1
Coding region: 54-572 (172 amino acids)
Biological process (GO): photosystem II repair; photosystem II assembly
Cellular component (GO): photosystem II; chloroplast thylakoid lumen
Source: RefSeq, a predicted model, not a curated record
AACUAACACACUCUUUCUCUUCUCACCCUACAAGUCACAACACCACCAGACCAAUGGCCUCCCCAACCUUGCUCACUCCCAACACCUCCACCCCAAAACCCCUACUAACACCUACUAUUAAAUCCAAACUCACCGCCACCACCACCACCAAUGCUGCCACCCAUCGCCGCCGUGAUUUUUUAUCAUUGGCUGCCGGAAUUUUCGCUCCUGCAUUGAUACUUCCCUUGAGUAGUACUCCAGCUGCAUGGGCCACUGAGGAUGCAGAGUACGUAAAGGAGACAAAUGAGGUGAUCAACAAGGUUAGAACCACCAUCACCAUGGACAAAAAUGAUCCCAAUAUAGCUACUGCAGUGGCUGACUUGAGAGAAGCAUCCAAUACUUGGGUGGCAAAGUAUAGAAGGGAAAAGGCUCUAUUAGGCCGGUCUUCAUUUAGGGAUAUUUACUCGGCCCUCAAUGCUGUUUCUGGCCAUUAUAUUAGCUUUGGUCCUACUGCACCCAUCCCUACUAAGAGGAAGCAAAGAAUCUUGGAAGAAGUUGACACUGCUGAGAAGGCAUUAUCAAGAGGGAGAUAAAAUUUGAGCCAAUAAUUUGUAGUUGGUUGCAAUUUUCCCCCUUUCCUAGCUCCUUUUUUUGUAUCUAUUGAUCAUUAACUACAACUGAGUUUGAGAAUAUACAAUGAAAUUCAACAAGAGCAUUCAUGAUCAUGAGGUAACGUGCGAUUAGUUUUGAGUUUGAUUUAAUUAAUUUGCCAUUCGAACCUAGUAAUUUUAUUCAUGCUUCUAUACAGCCAAUUAAUUAUUGAGGAGUUACUAUAUGCAAUUUUAACUUGUUCUAUAGGAUUGCACAUGUAUUAGGGUCAAUUUCCUCAUCAAUAUUUCUUGGGCUUCGUUGUUAUGGUUUUAAUUUGAUAGUAGCUCAGUAAUUCUUUGAGGU